Molecule: messenger RNA, 3728 nt
Organism: Mustela erminea (ermine)
Lineage: Eukaryota; Metazoa; Chordata; Mammalia; Carnivora; Mustelidae
Gene: ZSCAN9
Product: zinc finger and SCAN domain containing 9
Exons: 5
Coding region: 1707-2363 (218 amino acids)
Source: RefSeq, a predicted model, not a curated record
CGCGGAGGGUAAGCACAGAGCAGAACGUUCAGUCCCUCAGCUUUCGGUUCUGAGAGCGGGUUAAGCGGCUGUGAGCGGACCGGCUUUUGGGUGCAGGAUCCUGGAGCCCUGGCGCGCGCUCUCACGGGGAGCCUGCUGGAGAUGCGUGCUGCGGGACUCCCUGCCCUUCCUGUCACCCACCCCUGUCCCCAGGUGCCCAUUCCCUGUCCCCUAGCUGCACCAUCCUGGAGCCCUGGCGCGCGCUCUCACGGGGAGCCUGCUGGAGAUGCGUGCUGCGGGACUCCCUGCCCUUCCUGUCACCCACCCCUGUCCCCAGGUGCCCAUUCCCUGUCCCCUAGCUGCACCAUCCUGGAGCCCUGGCGCGCGCUCUCACGGGGAGCCUGCUGGAGAUGCGUGCUGCGGGACUCCCUGCCCUUCCUGUCACCCACCCCUGUCCCCAGGUGCCCAUUCCCUGUCCCCUAGCUGCACCAUCCUGGAGCCCUGGCGCGCGCUCUCACGGGGAGCCUGCUGGAGAUGCGUGCUGCGGGACUCCCUGCCCUUCCUGUCACCCACCCCUGUCCCCAGGUGCCCAUUCCCUGUCCCCUAGCUGCACCAUCCUGGAGCCCUGGCGCGCGCUCUCACGGGGAGCCUGCUGGAGAUGCGUGCUGCGGGACUCCCUGCCCUUCCUGUCACCCACCCCUGUCCCCAGGUGCCCAUUCCCUGUCCCCUAGCUGCACCAUCCUGGAGCCCUGGCGCGCGCUCUCACGGGGAGCCUGCUGGAGAUGCGUGCUGCGGGACUCCCUGCCCUUCCUGUCACCCACCCCUGUCCCCAGGUGCCCAUUCCCUGUCCCCUAGCUGCACCAUCCUGGAGCCCUGGCGCGCGCUCUCACGGGGAGCCUGCGGGAGAUGCGUGCUGCGGGACUCCCUGUCCCGUUCCCACCCCCUUGCCCAGGGCCCACUCCCUGCGUGUCCACCACAGCGCCUGUCCAGCGGGAAUUCAGCUUCGGGGCUGCCCUUGCUGACAUUGUGCAGACCCACAGGCUUCCUGGGUCGCAGGCACUACCUGGACUUCUGUGGGUUCUUAGGACUGUCCUCACAAAGAACUUGACCUUAGGCAACGUACUUAACUUCCCCUGACCUCCCUUUCCUAUCUCCUGAGAUAGCGGUUGUUAAUGAAACUUCAGAGGGUCGUGUGAGCAUUAACCGCGGUCUGGUAUUGAAAUCUCGAGUCCCAUGCAAGUAAGUUCAUUCAUUGAUCAAAGACAAGAAUAGUUCGUCUAAUUGCACUUUUACAUAAGGAGUGAGCUUUUUAACCGUUCCGAGUGAACUGUUUGGCCCCUGAUUUCUCCAUGAGCAUUCUCCGUUGCUGUUUCUUCACUUUGAGAGACUGAGAUUGAAAGAAGAUAAGAAAUUGGCUGAAGAUCACACAAUUAGUAAAUGUUAGAGCCAGAAUAAAACCCAGUUCUGAGUGACUUGAAAGUGCAUGCUUUUUGCACAUUACGGUCUUAUAUUCUCCAUUCUUCCCAUCCUUUGGUCCCCAAGUGACUUUACUUUCAGUGAAGAGCCCUGGGACCUGUAACGUUUGCUUGUAUAAUCAGGGCCCAUCAUUAGUUAUUGCCAUUUUUCUAGGUAAACGGUGGUUUUUACUGCUUAGGAGGGAAACUUCAAAGGUGUUUCUAAAACAUAGCUCCAGCUGGAGGGUGCUUUUUAAAUUCUUCAAGGACAAGAUGAAUACAGACUCGAAGGAGGUUUUCCCCUUGGAUGGGCAAGCUCCUGAAGUUUGGGAAGAACUUCUGACAGUGAAAGUGGAGAUGGAAAGUCGUGUCCGAACGCAGGAGUCCAGGCUGAAACCUAGUAAUCUUCUGGGGAGGGAAAUUUUCCGAAGGCACUUUCGACAGCUGUGCUACCAGGAGACCCCGGGACCCAGGGAGGCCCUCACCCGACUCCAGGAACUCUGCCGCCAGUGGUUGAGGCCACAUGUGAGCACCAAGGAGCAGAUCGUGGAGCUGCUGGUGCUGGAGCAGUUCCUGACCAUCCUGCCCGAGGAGCUGCAGGCCUGGGUGCGGGAGCACAGCCCAGAGAGUGGGGAAGAGGCUGUGAUUUUGCUGGAGGAUCUGGAGAGAGAGCUCGAUGAGCCACAACAUGAGGUCAUAGCCCACACACAGGGGCAAGAAGUCCUCUCUGAAGAAGUGCCUCUGGGGGCACCAACUUCACUGAGCCUCCAGUCUCAGGCUGAGGAGCCCCAGCUCACCUGUGACACUGCUCAGCAGCCCCACACUGUUGGAGAGACAGAUGCAAUGACCAAGGCUGAGGACAGAGAGCUGGUGCUGAGAAAAGACUGUCCUAAGACAGUGGCGUCCCAUGGGGAAAUAUUUUACGGAUAGACUUUGGAGGAAUCCCCCCAGGAUCCCCAACAUGGAGAACCCAGUGACCCUGCGGGUUGGGCAGCGGGGCGCCGGGGCGGCCUCCGAGCGGAGCGAGGGCACAAGUGUGACGCGUGUGGGAAGAGCUUCGCCCAGAGCGCAGGCCUUGUGCGCCAUCGGAGGAUCCACACCGGGGAGAGGCCGUAUGAGUGUAAGGAGUGCGGGAAGACCUUCAGUCGGAGCUCGGGUCUCUUCAACCACCGCGGCAUCCACAACGUACAGAAGCGGUACCGCUGCGCGGAGUGCGGCAAGGCCUUCAGCCAGAGCGCGGGUCUCAUCCAGCACCAGCGGACCCACCGGGCCGAGAGGCCCCAUCAGUGCGGCCAGUGCGGGAAGAGCUACGGUCGGCGCUCGUUCCUCAUCGAGCACCAGAGGAGCCACACGGGCGAGCGGCCUCACCGGUGCACCCAGUGCGGGAAGAGCUUCAACCGCCGCUGCAACCUCAGCCGCCAUCACAAGACGCACGCGGCGGCCGCGCGGGUCUAGUGGUUGCUGGCGGCGGGCCUUCCCGAUCGCGGGCCAUGCUCGCGUGCGGCUGCGUUUCCAGCAAGUACUGGCCUGCGGGCUGCGCACACCCGAAGCGGAAGGUGCGGUGUCUGGAGCUGCUGCUUUCCCUCGGGCUCCUUCACCCGCUCCCGGGCCGCCCUGCCCGCACCGCCCCGUAGGUCCCGGCUUCGAGAGCGCGGCCAGACCCUCCCGGGCGCGUGCUACGUCGCGCGGCCGGGCCCCAGCGCUCAGGGUCUGUGUGGGUCGGGGCUCCUGGCGAGCGCGCGGAGCUCUGAUGACGGGCUGCGGUAAACGGGCCCGCGGCGUCCCCGUCUCCCGCGCGGCCUCUCCCAGCCCGCGCGGGUCGCCGCUGCCUCCGGUUCCGGGAGCGCCGCCCUCCGGUCAGUGGCGCCGUCCUCGUCCGGCCGGCCGGCGAGGGAGACGCGCGGAGUCGCCUUGGCGCCUGGACUUCUGCCUUGGAACCAUGUGAGCUCACGGAAGACCGAGUUUCCAUGCGCUGUCCAUGCCGCACCCGCGUGUUCCGCUAGAGCCGGCCUCGGGCUUCACUCUCCGGCGUUUACGGUGCCGCCCGGCUUCCCGGGGUCGCCCGGCAGUGUCCGCGGAGCGCGACCACCCGACAGGCCCUCGUGCUUGCCUCUCAGGUCCCCGCUUUGCAGGCCAUCUGUGUGCCGAGUCCAAGGCCGCCCGCGGAGUUGGGUCACCAGCCACAUAAGCUGGAAGCACAAGGGCGUUUUUCUCUGCUGUUUCCUGUGGAAACUGGUCAAGCUCCUGGAGUCACAAAAACUGGGGCACCAGACUGGGUAUGCGCUUCUUUUGGGG